This is a messenger RNA of Doryrhamphus excisus (bluestripe pipefish), 4313 nucleotides long. The record is from RefSeq and is a predicted model, not a curated record. NCBI's taxonomy places the organism in Eukaryota, Metazoa, Chordata, Actinopteri, Syngnathiformes, Syngnathidae.
GCCCCUCUGACGUCAUCUUUCCGCGCCAGCUACACAAACUGUGGAGGACGCCAAACAAGCAUGGGACACCUUGGAAGCGUAUUUAUUUUGAUGUCUUUUACCACACUCCAUCAUAUUUCAGGUGCUGCUGGUCGUACUCCGCUUACCUGUCGUGAACAGGUGGAGUUCAGGUGUAAAGAUGGCUCCUGCAUCCUGAAACAGAAGUUAUGUGAUGGACACGGCGACUGCGUGGACGGAUCGGACGAACGGCACUGUGGUGAGCCUCGGUGUACGAAGAACGAGUUUUCCUGCCGCAGCAGCAGACGAUGCAUACCCUGGCGCCUGCGCUGCAACGGCGUGGACGACUGCGGCGACAGAAGCGACGAGGACCCCUGUCCGAGCUGCGCCGCCGGCCUCGUCUCCUGCGGCCCGUCCGACGGCUGCCUGCAGGCCGUCAAGCUGUGCGACGGCCGCGUGGACUGCAAAGACGGGCGGGACGAGCUGCGGGAGUUGUGCGGCCCCCGUAGCGCUCUCUCUUGCACAGCAUCCGAGUUCGAGUGCGGCGACGGCAAGUGCGUCCCCCACAGCUGGAGGUGUGACAACAAAGCGGACUGCACGGACGCCAGCGACGAAGACGAAUGUGAGCAGAACGAGUGUCUGCUCAACAAUGGAGGCUGUUCCCAUCGCUGUGUGGACACAGGGAUGGGCUUUCACUGUGAAUGUCCUGACCGUAUGAAGCUUGUUGGGAAUACACAUUGCGAAGAGGUCGACAUGUGCCUGGAGAGCGACGUUUGCGAUCAGAUGUGCGUUCACACCAACGGCAGCCUCGCCUGCGAGUGCCUGGACGGCUAUCAGAUGACCCCGAUAAGCCGAGAAUGCAAGGUCAAAGGGGACGAAGCCCGCCUACUCGUGUCCACAUCUAAAGGACUCGUUCAGAUGAGCCUUAGUGGUGCGACAUCCAGGACCCUGACAGCACAUGUACCAGGACCAGGACCUGGACCCGGACCUGUGGCAGCCUUGGCCUCCAAUAACACACUCUACCUAGCCUGGCAGGGACGGACGUCCAUAUACAGGGUCAAGUUAAACGCAGAGGACACGGAUGUCGCGUCGCUGCUGGAUGUUCAUAGCCCAGUGUUUGGCUUGGCGGCGGACUGGAUCCAUCGUCUUCUCUACUGGACCAGUAUGGAGAGCGGUUCCAUCGGCGUCGCCUCGCUGGAUGGCUCCGCACAGCGCUCGCUCAUCACAGGGCUGGACAAGCCUUGUGCAGUCGCGGUCGAGCCCCUACGCGGGCUGCUUUUUUGGGCAGAGUGCAGCAGCUCGCCAAGGAUUGAGAGGACGACCUUGGAUGCCCAGGACAGAUUGACCCUGGUCACUUCUCUUAUACUCCACCCGGUUGCUCUUUCUCUGGAUACGCCUCGCCACUUGCUGUACUGGCUCGAUCAGGGAAUGAGAAGCAUCUCCAGAGUCGAUCUGGAUGGGCGACACCGCAAAACGGUGGUCGAGUCCAACGGAUAUCUGGAUCGUCCGUUCGGCCUGGCGGUGUUUGAGGGUUUCCUAUACUGGAGUGACCUCGACACGCAUUCCAUCUGCAGAGCUAGCAAGCACAGCGGUAGCGACUUCCAGAUCCUUCCGAUAAACGUCACCUCACCAGGCGGCGUUGCCGUCCUUCACGGCGUUCUUCAACCCGACGGCGACGCCGCGUGCGGCCGUCCUGGGAAGGUGUGCGCGCACGGGUGCGUCGUCGACCUCGUUUCGGCGACUCCAAACUUCCGAUGCGCUCCAGCCGACGCGGUGAAGAACCGAUCGCCAGACGUUCCCGCUAUCUCCCGCACCGUUCCCGCAACACGCUUAUCCGAUCCUGCGUUUGCCGGAAUCCUCUCGCUUGUCGUGUUCCUCAGCGUGCUCUUGGUGGGAACGCUUCUGUGGUGGUGGAGAGAGGAGUUCCGCCCCGCCGGGAAUCUCACAGCGCAGAGCUUCACCCUCAAAGAGUCCCGGGACCCCCUCAUCAAGGGUCCGCACGCAUGCCUCGAUAAGGAAACUCUUAAGCUGGACUUGGACAGUGAAUGAAGAGGCUGCGACACAGAUAACCCCCGCGGUGGCCUGCAGCGUCGCCCACCUCUCCGCCUGGCCCCGUCCCAGUUCUCGACAUGCCCCCCCACCCCAAACAGGAACAGACUGUAGGUCAUUCCUGGUUUGAUUUUGAAGGAUUUUUAUGUUCUGCUUUUGUGACUCUCGUCUAUUUUGGAGAAGUGGAGUCCUAAAAGCAGAACAAUCGCAGCUUCCGUUUGGGACUUGAACACUUUUUCAGUUACACAAAACAUUUACUUGAAGUACAACUGGACACAAGAACUUCCAUUUAAGAUGUUUUUAAAAAAACAAAAAAAACAAAACUGCAUUUUUAAAGUCCUUCAGUAUGGCUGCACGGUGGUCAAGUGUUUAGCAUGCAGGCCUCGCAACUAGGAGACCCGAUUUCAAUUCCAUACUUCCAUACUGAAGGACUUUAAAAAUGCUAUUUUUGUUGUGUUUUUUUUUUUGAUUUGUCACAACAAAAAAGCAUUUUUAAAGUCCUUCAGUAUGGCUGCACGGUGGACAAGUGGUUAGCACUCAGGCCUCACAACUAGGAGACCCGUGUUCAAUUCCAUACUUCCAUACUGAAGGACUUUAAAAAUGCUAUUUUUGUUGUGGUUGUUUUUUUCUGUUUUUUUUUUGUCACGACAAAAAUGCAUUUUUAAAGUCCUUCAGUAUUGCUGCACGGUGGUCAAGUGGUUAGCAUGCAGGCCUCGCAACUGGAAGACCCGAGUUCAAGUCCAUACUUCCUUACUGAAGGACUUUAAAAAUGCUAUUUUUGUUGUGGUUGUUUUUUUGUUUUUUUUAUUUGUCACAACAAAAAUGCAUUUUUAAAGUGGUUAGCAUGCAGGCCUCACAACUAGGAGACCCGAGUUCAAUUCCAUACUGAAGGACUUUAAAAAUGCUAUUUUUGUUAUGGUUGUUUUUUUUUUUUGAUUUGUCACAACAAAAAUGCAUUUUCAAAGUCCUUCAGUAUGGCUGCACGGUGGACAAGUGGUUAGCAUGCAGGCCCCGCAACUAGGAGACCCGAGUUCAAUUCCAUACUUCCUUACUGAAGGACUUUAAAAAUGCUAUUUUUGUUGUGUUUUUUUUUUUUGAUUUGUCACAACAAAAAAGCAUUCUUAAGUCCUUCAGUAUGGCUGCAUGGUGGAAAAGUGGUUAGCACUCAGGCCUCACAACUAGGAGACCCGUGUUCAAUUCCAUACUGAAGGACUUUAAAAAUGCUAUUUUUGUUAUGGUUGUUUUUUUUUUUUUUUGAUUUGUCACAACAAAAAUGCAUUUUCAAAGUCCGUCAGUAUGGCUGCACGGUGGACAACACGCAACUAGGAGACCCGAGUUCAAUUCCAUACUUCCUUACUGAAGGACUUUAAAAAUGCUAUUUUUGUUGUGGUUGUUUUUCUUUUAUUUGUCACAACAAAAAUGCAUUUUCAAAGUCCUUCAGUAUGGCUGCACGGUGGGCAAGUGGUUAGCAUGCAGGCCUCACAACUAGGAGACCCGUGUUCAAUUCCAUACUUCCAUAUUGAAGGACUUUAAAAAUGCUAUUUUUGUUGUGGUUGUUUUUUUUCUGUUUUUUUUUUUUUUUUUGCACAGAGUUGGCCGAGGGUGGAAUCGAACUCGUGUCUCCUAGCUGCGAGGCCUUAGAAUUAUUUUUAUACAUCCUCCAAAUCAGCGGUGCCUUCAAUGUCAUUCUUUAACUGUAUUCGACGACUACUGUAGUUAGUGUUUGCGUGUACGCAAUAACAGGAAGUAACAGGAAGUAGUAUUUUUCAGUUUCUUGUGGGUUUUUAGGUCAACUGACAGCGGAAACGCCGCCUUUCUUUCUGUUUAUGAGCGCAGUUGUUUUUUUUGUUGUUUGAACGUUGUGAGUUUGAUUGACGGGUCUGUGCGCCGAGAAACAUAUUUUAGUGCGGUACAAAUUGAUGUUUUGUAUUUAUUGAAAACAAAAAAAAAGCUAGGCUUUUUAAUUUAUUAUGGCACUUUUGCAUUUGCACCGCGGGUCAAACGUGACUGGAAAGAUAGAAUCAAUUAAAAUUGUUUAGUUCCGCAUUUCAGUUCUGGUUUGUUCGAAUCCCUUCCACUUGCUUCCUGGUGCUAAAUGAGCUGAAUCUGUGUUGGACUGCAAUCCACCCACUAUACACCCACUUUUCACCCGCUAUCCACCCACUCUCUGGUGGCUUGAUAUACCCUAUCUUGCAUCUUGUGGGAUGCCUCAGGGUUUGGAUGCAGGGCCAAGUUGAUUUGCACUUUUGAUUUUUUCCUAUCAACAA